This is a messenger RNA of Epinephelus fuscoguttatus (brown-marbled grouper), 3962 nucleotides long. RefSeq names its product tetratricopeptide repeat domain 39A (gene ttc39a). The record is from RefSeq and is a predicted model, not a curated record. Gene Ontology annotation, molecular function: protein binding. NCBI's taxonomy places the organism in Eukaryota, Metazoa, Chordata, Actinopteri, Perciformes, Serranidae. The transcript is spliced from 21 exons. Bases 188 to 2044 code for a protein of 618 amino acids.
UAUAACGAUGACAGCAGCAACACACCUUUCCACGUCAGGAAGGAGGAAGACACGCAGCGGGUAUUGUACGUUCACUUACGUCAGUGUGAAGUCGGUGUGAGCUGCCCCCGUCCUCCCUCCUGUCUGUCUGUCCAUCCAUGCCCGCCGUGUGAUCUUCUGCUGUCUCACCCGAUCUCAGAGCUGGGGAAUGAGUUUUAUUCGGAACUGGAAACGAAGCGUGAAGAAAAAUGACAGCAAAAAUGUUGCCAUGGAGGCGCAAGACAUCCCUGACAGCCCGGACUCCCCGAGCCGGUUGUCAGUCAUAAACAGUCCAGAAUUGGAUGCCAUCAUCACAGACUUCAGGUUACAGCUACCAGACAACAAAGAUGCUCUGCAGUCAACAAAUCCAUCAAAUGGGUGCUCACGGUCAGACCUGUCGCUGGCUCUGGAGGACUGCAUGGCCGCCCUGGAUCUGUUCCUCAGAAACGACUUUGAGGAGGCGCAGGCCCGGCUUAGAUGCAGGACUAAAGACAGCAUGUACCAUGCUCUGACCUAUGCCACCAUCCUGGAGAUGCAGGCCAUGAUGACUUUUGACCCCCAACACAUCCUGACGGCAGGAAACACGAUGAAGGAGGCCCAGGCUAUCUGUCAGAGGCACCGCAAGAAGUCAAGCUUCUCCAAAAGCUUCACAGAAGAGGAACUCCAUGCUGAAGUUUGCUAUGCCGAGUGUCUCCUGCAGAGGGCAGCGCUCACCUUCCUUCAGGAUGAAAACAUGAUGAGUUUCAUCAAAGGGGGAAUCAAAGUGAGGAACAGCUACCAGACUUACAAAGAGCUUCACACAGUACUCCAGUCCUCAGGAUACUCUCACGGGGACAACCACGGCCAUUUUGAGGGUGGUGUCAAACUGGGAGUGGGAGCCUUUAACCUAAUGAUUUCCAUGUUGCCCACGCGGACGCUCAAGCUGUUGGAGUGGGUCGGUUUCUCUGGAAAUAAGGAGUUUGGUCUCCAGCAGCUUCAGGAGGGCUGCACAGAGAGCACGUUCAGGUCCUUCCUAUGUAACAUGCUGCUGCUCUGUUAUCACACCUUCAUGAGCUUCAUACUAGGCACAGGAGAGGGAGACGUUGAAGAUGCAGAGAAGCUGCUGCAGCCGUAUCUCAAACAAUAUCCUAAGGGAUCCAUCUUCUUGUUCUUCGCUGGUCGAAUAGAGGAGAUCAAAGGCAAUUUGGAUGCUGCUAUCAAGCGUUUUGAGGAGUGCUGCGAGACUCAGCAGCAGUGGAAGCAGUUCCACCACAUGUGUUACUGGGAGCUGAUGUGGUGCUUCACAUACAAGAGGCACUGGAAAAUGGCCUACUUCUACGCUGACCUGCUCAGCAAGGAGAACACCUGGUCCAAGGCGACCUAUGCGUAUAUGAAAGCAGCCUACCUCAGCAUGCUGACGCCAGAUGAUUGCCUAACCUUCGGGGAGACUGCAUUCACUCUGUUCAGGCAGGUCCCAGGGCUGAAGCAGAAAAUAGCGGGGAAAUCUCUACCAACAGAGAAGUUUGCGAUCAGAAAAGCUCGUCGCUACCUUGCAGAAAACCCCAUCCCUCUUCCUGCUCCUCCACUGGAGAUGAUGUACAUCUGGAACGGCUAUACAGUCAUCGGCAAGCACAAAGACCUGACUGAGGGCAUGCUGAAAACGCUGAAUGAGGCACAAGCUAAACUCGAGAGCUGCUCAAGGUCGGAGUUCACCACAGAUGAUCAGUGUCUCCUGAGUCUCUUGAAGGGACUGUGUCUCAAACACCUGGGGCACCAAGAGGAGGCUGAACACUACUUUACCCUCGUCCUCUGCAACGAGUCUCAGAUCAAGUACGACCACUACCUGGUUCCCAAUGCCCUGCUGGAGCACGGCCUGCUGUGUUUGGAGCAAGGCAGAAAAGCUGAAGCUGUCAGACUCCUGGAAACAGCAAAGCAAAAUUACAAAAACUACUCGAUGGAAUCACGGACACACUUCCGUAUUCAGGCUGCUCUGCACAAGGCCAAGGGCGCAGUGGAGAAUGGCAUCCAUGUUCCCUCCAGCCCAUAACAGACAGAGGAGGGCACACUAGAGCAGAGACAGCUUUCUGUUUCUGUAGUCCCACAAUGCAACACUCAGCCCAGCCCGGCCCCGCCUAUUCGGGCGGGUGAUUUGUUUGUUUUUUUUCUUCCAUCAAAAGGGUAGGGCAAGAUGGAUGCCUGUUUUUCUCAUGUGUGCUGCCUUUUUGGGCGACUGCAGGUCUAUGUGGCCCUCACUGGCUAAGGCAGGUUUGCUACGCCCUCUUCCAGAGAUAUGUUAUGAUGAACUCCACUUACUUGUGUAAUUUGAAAUAGACAAGUUGAGAAAUGUGCCUAUAUUUAUAAAGCAUUGCUUCUAGCAGGCUUGAUUGUCCAGCACCGUAGCCGCCUAUAAGGGGCGCACUAGGGUAGGAAACAAGGUGACAUUUAUGUAGUAGGCUAUAUACUGCAGAUUGCUCCACUGCUACCCCAGAAUAAGGUUGGAUCUGAUGAAGCCAGAGUACCAAACAACCUGGUAUAAAUUACCAACACUAACUCCUCCUACCCAGCAGCACAAUUUGACCUGGUUGCUACAAACCUCCUAAUUAAUAUAAAUUCAGUAGAUUGGAGAUGAUACAUAAUUAUUUGUUACAGUUUGACAUCAGGUGCAUAUCAUAUGCAAUUCACCAGAUAGUUCAUGAGGAUCAUAAGACUGUUUUGUACUCUGUCAUUUGGUACAUUUCGGUUGACAGGUUUCACCUAUAUUUGGAUUUUUGAUCACAACUAACACAGCCUAAAUGUUGGAUUCAUUUUCACACUACAUAAGCUUUGGUUCAUCGUGUUUCUCAGUGUGAGUACAUGUUUUAGUGUUUAUUUUAAAUGUUCUUCUUUUCCUUGAAACCUAUUGAAACAUUGAAAGACACAAAUCUGUUCAUGUGGAAUACUUUCUUUCAGUCUUCUUCUAUAGAAAUAUUUAAAUCUGCAAUCCAGUUGUAUUUACAGUGACAUGUAUCGGCUUUCGCACAGAGCUUUGUAAAUCAGCCAGCCACGCAAACUCUCCAGAGUCAAAGAAUCAGAGUGGCAGUGAGAGUUGGUCUUUACAUUUAUAUACUGUAAAUGGCACCUUUUACACAAAUUGUCCCGUUUUAAGAGGACAGAUGAAUGUGUCUUUUAGAAAGGCAGACUCCCUCCUUUUCUCCUCCUGGCGUAUGGGACAGGCUCCAGCAGUACUUGAGCUUGAACAAACAGGCCAUUCACGCCAUGCAGCGAAGGACUGUGUGCUUGUCUGCCUGCUGCAUCUUUAGUGAGUGAGGAAGCUCUGAACGGGAUCCACCACAGUCUUCCUGCUUUGUGAACGUCCUCCGCUGCUCCUGUAUCAGCCAUGCUUGACUACAACCAACUAUACAAGGACAGGAACAUCAUAACCUCGCUCCUGUGUCAAAUAAUAAUCUGUAUAUGAACAAACACUUGUAAUGAUUGAUGAUAAGACAGAAAGGGGUGAACUCUAAUUGUGUUGGUGGUGAGGUUAUUGUCUCAGCAACAGUGUCCAAAGCCUAAAGACUCAGAUGGUGUCUCAAGUGUUGGAAUUAGAGCACUGCUUAUUUAUUCAUGAUUAGAGUACGGUUUGGGAUUCAAGACAAUGGCUAGGAGUCAGUUUCUUUCUUCUUUUUUUUUUUAAUGGUGAAGGAAAUGUACUUUAAAUAUUGUUUUAAAAGCUAUUUCAAUAACAAUUUGUAUUUAAUUUUCUGAUAAUUAAUUAAGCUUAAUUUUUCUUUUUUUUCCUCUUUGGUUUUCGCAGAUAUAGUGGAGAGAAACUCUAACCAAAUUUAGUGGCAUUGUGAUGUUUACAAUCAGCAUAUUUUACUGGGCACAGCUAUUCCUGAGCAGAAUGACAUUCCUGUACAUACUGAAUGUUUCUAUUGUAAUUUAAGAUGAAAUGAUGAAAAGCAACUAAAAAAAAACACAUCCUA